Botrytis fragariae is the source of this 666-nucleotide messenger RNA. RefSeq lists its product as uncharacterized. NCBI's taxonomy places the organism in Eukaryota, Fungi, Ascomycota, Leotiomycetes, Helotiales, Sclerotiniaceae. The record is from RefSeq and is a predicted model, not a curated record. The transcript has 2 exons. Bases 1 to 666 code for a protein of 221 amino acids.
AUGACAGAAUUAUGUGAAGAGAAACCCUUGUUCAAACGCGGCUUGGUGGGCGCAAGAUUUCUUUUUUCCUUUUUGACUUUACUCAAGGAAGCCGGAGUUACGACGCACAUGGAACGGAUGGAUUUGAGUCAGUAUAAAAUGUCUACCUCACCCAACACGAAAGCCACACUCCGUCCCUCCAAAUUCAUCGAAGGACCUCCUCUCACCUCCACGGCCCCUAAUCUCGCCCAAACAGACUCACAACUACAACUCAUCCUCCUUGAAAUGGAUUCCUACGAGUCGUCUCACAAAUCACCCCGCAAAUCCAAAUCGCGAACUUCUUCGAGUAGCUCUUCUAAUUCUAAUUCCUCACAUUCUUCUCACAACUCUACUUCUUCGCUAUCCUUUUUUACGAAUUCUUCGAAACGAAUGAGUCAUGAUUACUCUUCUGCUAUGUCUACAAGCAAUAAGAUACUUAGCGGGGUGAGAGCGAGUAUGGAUAUGAGUAAUCCUUUUUCAAGCUCAGAGUCAUUGGGAAGAAGUAGAUGCAGUAUCAUUGAGAGUACGAAUGAAUCGGAUGAGGGAUCAAUCAAAGAUGCACAACCACUAGGAUCGAAGAUUAAAGGCAGAUUGAGAGCUUGGAGUCGGGGGAAGGACGAUGGAUUCAGACCUUAUGCGGGCACUUGA